CACACACACACACACACACACACACACACACACACACACACACACACACACACACACACACACACACACACACACACACACACACACCUUGAGAGGAACUUGACAUAUGGUUUAGUCAUUCAAAGCCAAACAAUGCUGAGGCAGUAUAUUGAAUCAUGUGUUUUCCGGAACAGUACAGUUGGCUGCUUCCUCUGUUCUUGGCAAGCAGCACAGAAACUGCAGUAGUAAACGUAUAUAAUACUUGUAUAUGUUUAUUGACACUGUGUAAACUGUUGGGUCUUUAUUUGCUAAUAAGGACAAUCCCUAUCGUUGGAGGCCAAGUACAGGGUGUGUAUAAGAGUGUAUAAUGUAUAAGGAGCCCCUAGCAUUGCUGGGUAAUUACAGCAUAGGGGCUGCCUUUGUUGUCUCCACCUGUUCACAACCAUUAGUUAGGGUUACACUCGCUGCACAGCCCGGCCAAAUUUGAAGACUGCUGGUCACAGUCUGAAAUACAAGAAUACUGCUGCUGGCGAUAUUCUUGUAAUCUCACCCAAACUGACUUGCUGAAUUACAGACUACUAUGUAGGCAUCUUACUCAGUUUUUAUUUUUUUUCUAUUUCUAUAUUUAACUUCUUAAGGGUUUUCUUUUCUUUUUUUUCUCCCUGCCAGAAAUAACUCGAACUCGGUGACACUUUUAACGUCAGUUCACCGGACGUUAGCAGGAGACUGCCCAGCGUGUAAUGUGGGACAUGUGCAUCCUUGUUUCAACUUCCCCGGUGUUGGUUUAAAACCAAGGAGAGGUGGCGGCGGCAGCUGUCAUGACCGUCUCACGUCGGUUACUGCCGCGUCACGGUGGAAUCUCCUUGACUGUUGAGGUCUCGCUCGGAUUGUAGGAGUGUACGUGGUAUCCAUGGAGAUGACGGCGCGAAGCGCCAGACGCUAGCUGGUGGAGCAUCAGAUAGACACGCGCUUGAUAGGGACAUGUGGGUGUUUAAAGGCCACCUGCACCAACCACAGUUUAGCGAUUAAUGAUUCCAUGAAAACAUUAUCAGUCUUUUUUAUUAGUGUAACUAUGCACAAACUUUUUUGGAAAUCGUUUGUGCAAUAACGUGUUACCUUAACCCUUUUUACGACUGUGUUGUUGAAAUUGCAGUGAAGGUUAUGUCUGCUGAUUACAACUGAAAGGGUCAAUGUGUAUGCUCGGAAGGGUGAGUGUGACUUCGGUUUCAGACUUGACGUCUUUUUGCCGUGGGCCGGUUGGGUUGGGGCGUCGACUGAUAUCGACUACAUGGGAGAGGUUAGGAGACACAAUCCUGCCAUAUCUUUUUACGAUGGGUUAGGUAAUGCAAGGUAAAUAAAACCAGCCUUGAUUAAAUCAGCAACUCUUUAAACAAUAAGGGAGACUGGGUCCAAUAGUGGUUACAACUCUAGACAUCCUUACUUCUCCACGUCGAUCUGUCUUGGAAUAAUGGAAUAAUACGUCACAAAUCCAUUUCAUUCAAUUCACCAAACAGUCCGGCUCCUUGCAGUAGGUCACACCUGGAUCAAACCAAUGGUCGUAUCGACAGAGAAAAUUAGGAGCCAUUAGGAGCCUCCAGUAUAAACUCAAUAAAUAAGUACAUAACUGUGGAAAACCGACAGGAAAUGGCAGGAGGACAGCAGCACGGUGCUCUCACACAUGUGGUAUGCGGUAUAAUAAGUCUGCUGCACAAUAUGUAUGAUGGUGUGUCCCAGUGGCUGCUUCGAGAGGAAAGGCAGCAGCAGUAGGCCAGCGCUUGACAAGGUUCUUGGAUUAAUAACACGCAGUGUGACCCCCGAGGAAUUCACAACACGUCCACGUGAUAUUAUAGGGUUCUGAUCGCACAGGAACACAGCGCUUUGAAAUGAGAAUGAGUCGAGGCUGGUUUUAAAUACUCCCACCGUGUAGAAUACUUUGCUGGCAAUAAACAACGCGUGCGUGUGUAUGUGCGCGCGCGCGUGCGUCUGUCUGUAUAUGCACGGAUUUCGCUAUCGUCUUAUUGGCUCCUUCUUCGUGACUUGUUUCUGCCAUACUUCAGUCUAUGAAGUGGUUGUUUAGUAUCUCAUCUACCCGGAUAGGGUAGAAGAAAGCAGCUUCUCUCUCUCUCUCUCUCUCUCUCUCUCUCUCUCUCUCUCUCUCUCUCUCUCUCUCUCUCUCUCUCUCUCUCUCUCUCUCUCUCUCUCUCUCUCUCUCUCUCUCUCUCUCUCUCUCUCUCUCUCUCUCUCUCUCUCUCUCUCUCUCUCUCUCUCUCUCUCUCUCUCUCUCUCUCUCUCUCUCUCUCUCUCUCUCUCUCUCUCUCUCUCUCUCUCUCUCUCUCUUCCAAUAGCAGUAGUCGACCGAGGGUGAGUUUAGUGCCGUUGUUUGGUCGUUCAUCAGCUGGCGGGGGACACGAGCCACAUCCGCUUUAAUAGCCGUCGUUCACGAGCCGAGCUUGACGUGAACCCGGGAGGUUCAUCGACCUUUUGUCAUUUUCAUACCGAGGAGACAGGGAGCGAAUGACCGCUAACCAUGAGACCUACCUUCUCAUGGCCAACACCCAGAAUGACAUGGAGGAUUGGGUGAAGACCAUCCGCAGGGUCAUCUGGGCACCCUUCGGCGGAGGCAUCUUCGGCCAGAAGCUGGAGGAGACGGUGCGUUACGAGCGGCGCUAUGGCAACAAGCUGGCCCCGAUGCUGGUGGAGCAGUGCGUGGACUUCAUCCGGGAGCAGGGCCUGCAGGAGGAGGGCCUGUUCAGGCUGCCGGGGCAGGCCAACCUGGUGAAGGAGCUCCAGGACGCCUUCGACUGCGGGGAGAAGCCCUCCUUUGACCGCAACACAGACGUCCAUACAGUGGCAUCUCUGCUGAAGCUGUACCUCCGAGAGCUCCCUGAGCCGGUGGUCCCCUUCUCCCAAUACGAUUGCUUCUUGGCCUGCACCAAGCUGCUCAGCAAGGACGACGCCACGGGUAUUGCGGAAUUGAGGAAACUUGUGAAAGCUCUACCUCAAGUCAACUACAAUCUCCUCACAUACAUUUGCAGAUUCCUAGAUGAAGUCCAAUCCUACUCAGGAGUGAAUAAAAUGAGCGUCCAGAAUCUAGGCACCGUCUUUGGUCCAAAUAUCUUGAGACCGAAGAUUGAAGAUCCUGUAGCAAUCAUGGAAGGUACAGUCCUGGUGCAGCAGCUAAUGGCGGUUCUGAUCGGGCGCCAUGACGCCCUGUUCCCCGACGCGGAGGACGUCUCCACGGCGAUAGAGCGCGCCAACAACAACAACAACGAGCUCCCGUCGCACCGGCCGCCGCCCGUCUCCUCGGGCUCGGGCUCCGCAGGCCAGAACGCGGCCAACAACAACGCCACCCAGUCGUCACGACAGUGCGCGUGGGAGGCCCCCGACCCCCCCCCGCCGGCCCUGCAGCCCACCCACCCCCAGCACCACGCCAUGCACGUGGACAACGGCUCCCCGCCGCCGCCGCACUCGCUCAGCCCCCGGAACAGCCUGGGGGGUCGCUUCGACCUGACGCGCAGCCCGCCGCUCACGCUCAAGAAGAACCCGGCCUUCAGCAAGGGCAGCGGCAUCGUCACCAACGGCUCCUUCAGCUCCACCUCCCCCGGGGGCGAGGGCGGGGCCGAGAAGGGCCCCGCCCUCGGAGGAGGGGGAGGAGGAGCGGGAGGAGUGACAGGAGGCGGUAGCCUACCGGGGAGGCGCAACGGCGCCCACAAAGGCUCCGGAACCAAGAUGGGCACCAGCGGGGUGACCAACGGGGGCGGGGCGCGGCUGGGCGUGUCCAGCACCGACGUGGUCAACGGGAGCCUGAACGGACGCAACGGCCUCUGGGUGCCCAACGGCCACGUGACGCUGCGGGACAACAGCAAGGCGCGGGACGGCGAGCACGGCCACUCGUCCAGCCAGAACCGGCUGUCCACGUACGACAACGUCCAGCUGAACCAGCUGAACCUCCAGCAGCAGCAGCAGCAGCAGCAGCAGCAGCAGCAGCAGCACCACCACCACCCCCAGCAGCACCACCACCUCCCCCAACACCACCCCCAGCAGACGCAGCCCGGGGACGGCUGCAGCGAGGACAAGCAGAGCGUGGACAGCGCCACCUGGUCCACCUCGUCCUGCGAGAUCUCCCUGCCCGACAACUCCACCUCCUGCCGCUCCUCCACCACCACCUGCCCCGAGCAGGACUUCUACGCCGGCCACUACGACGAGCCGGACGGGCCGGCGGCGGCGGCGGCGAUGCGCGAGAGCGAGGGGGCGGCCCCCGGGGGCGGGGAGGCGGAGGGGAGGCACGGCGCCAACGGGAGGGGCCGCAGGGGGACCAGCAGCAGCGACACCAGCGACGGCUACCCGGUCAGCAACGGGACCAGCAGCCACAGCGCGCUGCACAGCCUGGUGGCCGGCCUGAAGCAGGAGAUGAACAAGCAGAAGAGCGAGUACGAGGCCCGGAUCAAGAGCCUGGAGCAGCGCAACCUGGAGCUGGAGACGGACAUGGCCGGCCUGAACGAGGAGCUGGACCAGGAGAGGAAGAAGUACACCAUGGUGGAGAUCAAGCUGCGCAACGCCGAGCGGGCCAAGGAGGACGCCGAGCGCCGCAACCACAUGCUGCAGAAGGAGAUGGAGCAGUUCUUCACCACCUUCGGGGACCUGACGGCGGGGCCCGGGGCCUCGACCGCCUCCGCCGCCGCCGCCGCGGAGCCGCCGCGACGGGCGGACCGCGCCAACAGCAUCUGGAUCCAAUGAAGGAACCGGGAGGAAGGGGCGGGAGGAAGGGGAGGGAGGAAGGGGCGGGAGGAAGGGAGGGAGGAAGGGGCGGGAGGAAGGGAGGGAGGAAGGGGCGGGAGCGGAUGACGAAACAGGAAGCGCCUCUUCUGCACGGUGAUGUGAAAACAGAGGAUAUCCUGUGGUGGAAUAUUGUUGUUGUUGUUGUUGUUGUUGUUGUUGUUGUUGUUAUUAUUAUUAAUGGGGUGUGAAUGUUGUGGAGAGGAGGAGGGUCAUUUUUAUUUGACUUUCGGGGGCCUACUUGGACGUUUUGUGGGGGCAUCUGAACGAAGUAGGCGGAUUGGUGUAGGGUGGGGAAAGUGCAAGACCGUGUAGAAAUGUAGACCUGUGGAAAUGAUGACAAGCUUGAUCAUAUCAGUCUUUAUCAAUCGUUUUUUAUAUGUUUAAGUUUAAACUGGUGGACUUUCGCUUGAGUUCCCUUCUGGAUCAGCUAGAAGGGAACUACAAAGUACAAAAUAUAAGAACAACAAACCUUUGGAUUCAAAAAGGUUAAAGUAAACUUGCUUAAUAACUCCCAUGAUUAUGUAAAAAUGUAUUGUUCGAUGUUCUCAGUCAUUGGCAUUGGUGUUUAUAUGACAGAGUAUAUACAACUGAAUAAACGUGACGGCAUAUACAGUAUGUAAAGACAAAGUAAAGUGCUAUUUUAAUGUUUUAUCGUAUAUUUAAGCAGAACUGUGUCAAUGUAGGAUAUUCAGAUCAUUAUUUUCCUCUCAAGGCUUGCCUUGCACUUAAAUGUUUGUUAACAUUUUGAGACUGUGGUACUGGACUAUAAUGUUUGUGCGUUGCUUCUGAAUGGAUAAAUAUACUGUAUAUAUAGCUUGAUGCUUCUGCGCCGCUAUUGUUCUCCCCAUGACCAAAAAGAUUAAGUCUGUACUGUAAAUAUUUUAUAGGUAAUUGUUGACACUACUUUCUAGUCUGCACUGUGGCUUUAUGCUUAUUGUUACAAAAAGAAAUAGCAUGGAUUACAACAUCGGAUAAUGUUUUGUAGCUUAAUUGUAGCUAAAUUCCCAAAGACUCCCAAAAUUGGGUCAUUGGGAUGAGAUCCCCUUUUAAGUUAUUGAAUAUUCGUCAUCGAUCUGAAACUGUUUUUUCUAGUAAGGUUUCUUCAUCGUAACACAUUAUGCGUUCUCCCUGUACAAAGCGAUGUCGUUUUUUGCUGUUCAUUCUGUGAAUGCUCUUAGAAGUACAGUUUUGCAAGAGCGAUAUGCUGUGUGUGUAUUUAGGAAAAACACACACAUCUGUUUGUGUGUGUGCGUGGUAACGAUAUCCCAGGUGGUUGCUGUUCUGGGCUGGUGGCUUAAGGCUGGUUUAUAUUUGCAUUGAAUACCCGCUGGAGUUACGUGGAGGGUCCCCUCUGUAUCACCUUCAUAGAACACCAUCGCUUCUGUGCACCUUAACAAAGUUGUAGCUAUCCCUUACAGUUAAUUUCUGCUCAAUGUAAAAAAGCAUGGAUCAGAUAAUAGGGACACACACAACGCAUCUUUGUCAUUUUAUAGGGAUCACAAGAUCUUGGAUGAAAUUCAUGGCGAGAAAACCAAUUAGCGGUCUGUGCACAGAAUCAUCGACGCAGAACCAUCAAUAAAACUGUUUGACCCAGAAGUAAAGUUGAGCCUUCGGAAAGAGACCUUGUGUUGAUUCUGUCCUCACAUAGCACAGACGCACAAGGUUUUCCUUCUAUAUUUACUGUGAACAAAAGGGCUGUUUUCAAUGCGAAAAAAAGGAGGGAGGAAACGAUCUAGGUGAAGAUGCUUUUUUUGUUAGGAAAAUUUUUAAAAAGAAAAUGCAUACAUAAAUUGGAAGUAUUUUUUUUUGUUACAGCAUUAUAUAAAUUAUAUUU
Molecule: messenger RNA, 6592 nt
Organism: Gadus macrocephalus (Pacific cod)
Lineage: Eukaryota; Metazoa; Chordata; Actinopteri; Gadiformes; Gadidae
Gene: arhgap24
Product: Rho GTPase activating protein 24
Exons: 8
Coding region: 2494-4716 (740 amino acids)
Biological process (GO): negative regulation of Rac protein signal transduction; negative regulation of ruffle assembly; wound healing, spreading of epidermal cells
Cellular component (GO): focal adhesion
Molecular function (GO): GTPase activator activity
Source: RefSeq, a predicted model, not a curated record